UCUCCAGGGUGCGGGAUGGACGCACAGGAAAUACUGUGACAUCCAGCAGUCUCAAACCUCCCAACAACUUCACUGGAGCGCAAACAUGAGAGCAAGCAGCAAAGCACAGAAACAUGGGUUGUCACAUGAUACAGAGAGAGAGUUUGGAGGGACUCUGGGAGCCAUAUGCAUUCCCAUCUUCCUUCCGUUGACUGUGCUCUUCCUGAUCUGCACAAGUCGAUCUCCUGAGGCCAGUUUGCUUCAGUGGCCUCCAGCUCUGCCCUCCACUGAUCAGCUGUGGGACCCUCUGGCCCCUGGUCUUCUGCUGGGAUGGAUUGCUCUGCAUGCCUUCCUUUACUUGAUGCCAUUAGGAAAGGUGUCAGAAGGAUUAGUGCUGAGAGAUGGAACACGCCUCAAGUAUCCCAUAAAUGGUUAUCAUGGCCUGUGUAUCAGUGCUGUGGUGCUGCUGUUGUUACUGGGGCUCGGCGUUCCUCUUGGAUAUCUAUUUGAGCUGCUCUUGCCUUUAGCAGUGUCUGCCAUAGGAAUUUCAUUCCUGCUCUCCAUCUACCUCUACAUCCGCUCCUUUUGGGCUCCUCUUCAUGGUCUGGCUCCGGGGGGAAACACAGGAAAUCCUGUAUAUGACUUCUUUAUUGGACGGGAGCUAAAUCCCCGGAUUGGGAAUUUUGACCUGAAAUAUUUCUGUGAGCUUAGACCAGGUCUGAUUGGUUGGGUGGUCAUAAACCUUGGAAUGCUGAUGAAAGAGGUGGAGCUUCGAGGUUCCCCGUCACUCGCCAUGAUCCUGGUCAACGGUUUCCAGCUGCUGUACGUGGCAGACGCUCUAUGGAAUGAGGAGGCUGUUCUGACAACAAUGGACAUCGUGCAUGAUGGUUUUGGUUUCAUGCUGGUCUUUGGUGACCUGGCGUGGGUCCCCUUCACAUACAGUCUGCAGGCUUCCUUCCUGGUUGUCCACCCUCAGGCCCUAAGUUGGCUCAAAGCUGCAGCUAUAGUAGCACUGAAUGGUGCUGGAUAUUACAUUUUCAGAAAAUCCAACUCACAAAAGAACCAGUUCAGACGAGACCCGACUCAUCCAAGUGUCACAGGACUAGAGACCAUUGCCACAUCAACAGGGAAGAGGCUGCUGGUCUCAGGCUGGUGGGGUCUCGUUCGUCAUCCCAAUUACCUCGGCGACCUCCUGAUGGCACUGGCAUGGUCCCUGCCGUGUGGAUUCUCACAUCUUCUGCCUUAUUUCUACGUGACAUAUUUCACCGUCUUGUUGAUUCACCGAGAAGCCCGUGAUGAGAGACAAUGUAGGACCAAGUAUGGACCGGCGUGGGACACCUACUGUCGUCGUGUCCCAUACAGGAUCUUCCCAUACGUAUACUGAAAAGGACGGUUGAUACAAGAAACAGCAGCAACACUGAUGCACGAUAUCAUCUUGGUGUACAUUUACAUUUAAUUGUAAAUCAGCCUCUACUUCUUAUCACACAGACCACAAGCGAUACCAGUACUGCUAUGAAAUCUACUGGAGGACAUUAUGCGUUUUAUCAGCUUUGAUUUAUAAAUGGCUGAUUAUUUUUGUCUAAUUCUUUAUAUUUUGACUUUAAAACCCCACAGGACAGGUUGUAGAGGAAGCCAGUUAUUGCUACAUGUCUGUUUUAUAAGUCUCGAUGAAAAUACUGAGCAAACCAGUUAAUAUUAGUGCCUUUUUUAAUAAAAAUGCCAGUAAUAGCAUUU
Messenger RNA from Melanotaenia boesemani (Boeseman's rainbowfish), 1713 nucleotides. It is a transcript of the gene tm7sf2, whose product is annotated as transmembrane 7 superfamily member 2. Gene Ontology annotation, molecular function: oxidoreductase activity, acting on the CH-CH group of donors, NAD or NADP as acceptor. Gene Ontology annotation, biological process: sterol biosynthetic process. The transcript is spliced from 11 exons. The record is from RefSeq and is a predicted model, not a curated record. Bases 86 to 1363 code for a protein of 425 amino acids. NCBI's taxonomy places the organism in Eukaryota, Metazoa, Chordata, Actinopteri, Atheriniformes, Melanotaeniidae. Gene Ontology annotation, cellular component: endoplasmic reticulum membrane; nuclear inner membrane.